UUCCCAACUUCGCACAUACUAUUAAACUAAUUCAUCAUAUCCCUAUUCUGAGUAGAAAAGGCAUUUUCUUAGAUAUUCUAUUUUAUCCUAUAAAGCUCUCGUAUUGCUGGAGUGUUCAGUCAUCUAUUAUAUCUGGUUACGAUAAACCGUUUACGAAGUCGUUCGUAAAAUUUCAAACUACCAAGGCCUCCACGAAAUCUUAACAAGAGGCAAUUCCUUGUUUUAUAUUAGAUUAUUUCUAUUUUAGUAUUGGCAACCAUGUCCUCGAUGCUGAAUACUAUGAAGAGCUACUUGCCUGGCAGGAAUAUGUCAAUUUUUUUGGGAGUGGUGGGCUGCAUAUCCGGUGGUAUUUACUACGAUACUCACCAAAGAAAUUUAACUGUUCAAAAGUAUUGCUCCCAGGUAGCUCAUCUUUCAAAAGCACCUUUGGAGCCUCAAGCUUUGCCGAGAAAAGUUCGAGUAUACCUUCAUGGUCCUCCUGGCGACGGAAUAUGGGUAGCAAGAGAAGAGUUUGAAAAAUAUGUUCGUCCAAUUUUAAAUGCUGCUGCUGUAGACUUUGAAGUUUUUGAAUCCAAAGGGGAGGGUAAUUUACUAGAACAAAUUGCAAGAUCAAUUUGGAAAAAAAGAAAUGGGAUUUCAGACGUACCUGAAGCAGAGAAAUUUCUUAAGUCAUUUUUGAAAGAAAGUGAGGAACCUAGCGUUAAUCUGUUGUUCGGUAGACAUGCCUUGAAAGAAUUCCUCUAUGGAAUUAAGUAUGCUUUCUCCGAUGAAUAUCAUGAAAAAGCAGUAAAUGAAAUGAAGAAGGAACAAGAACCACCCAAAGAAAACCCAGAAACCACCGAAAUCCCUCAAUCAAAUCCGCAGGAGACAAAUGGUUCUGAGUCAUCAGAAACCUCGGAGCAAAAAUCGGCUUCUCCUGCAGAAGACAUUUCACUUAGUAGAAAUCUAACUGUUAAUGAAGAUGUGCCUCCUGGGCUAAUUGAUCUUGUCGCUCUUUUCCCCCUACCACACCUUCUCGGCUUCACUAAUACCCCAAAGCGCAUUUAUCGUUUCUUUAAAAGGAGAUACUUGGCCGAAGAACUCGGUGAGAUUACCAAAAACGUCGUCCUUAAUCUUGAAACUGUUCCUUUUCCAAAGACCGAUGGCCCUAUGUUGUUGCAGGAUGAGGAAGCCGACUGGCCUAAACAGUACACUGCAAGAGAACAUGCUGAUGGUCAUAUAUGGACCGCUCCAUUUAUGGAGAAUACUGAAGAAAGACGAUUUUUUCAAAAUUUAAGAAUCUACAAGACUGGAGAUGACUACGAAGAUAAUCUCUAGCUUUAGAUGACUAGAAGAAAAGAGACUGCACGAUAAGAUCAGUAUAAGAAUAUAAUUUUGAAUUUAUUUUAUAGUAGAAUGACCAAUUUUCGUAAAGCAUCCGU
Schizosaccharomyces cryophilus OY26 is the source of this 1421-nucleotide messenger RNA. RefSeq names its product TIM22 inner membrane protein import complex subunit Tim54. Lineage: Eukaryota; Fungi; Ascomycota; Schizosaccharomycetes; Schizosaccharomycetales; Schizosaccharomycetaceae. The transcript has a single exon. The record is from RefSeq and is a predicted model, not a curated record. Bases 259 to 1317 code for a protein of 352 amino acids.